ACGCUCGGAAAUACCACCCACCUCAUCGACACCCAUCCCUCCCUUCUUGAUCUCAUCACUAUCUUACAAAUCCCGCAGUUAGUAUCACCGGACAAACAACUUCCCAAUUCGGAUCACCGAAUCCGCUCUAUCAAGAUUCGUCCAGAUUGCUUUCCACAACAUGCGUCUUCUUUUCUGUGGCACUACGCUCAAAGGCUCCGACCUAUAGAUAAUUAAUUACCCCUAACUAUCACACUACACUCGCGGGAGCUUCGCGUCGAAACCCCCCCCGUGAAACCACCUUGUCAACUUUCAUCAUGCAUUUCUUCAAUCCAUCUCACCGAUGCUCAGCACACCAUUCUAUUCGGUCACUAUACAAAAAUACCAUCCACGACAAUCCUUCAAGCUCCGACCCAUUCAUGUCUAUCUGUUCCUGAUCCCAGUGCGUAGACAGGCAGACCUGGCAACAGCACACCGCCUAUCCCUCGUCCAAUCACCUUGAUCAGCGCCACACUCACGCUUUCCCCUCGUCAUCCCCUCCGUCUCCUUGACUUGGACGCGAUCAUCACGAAUCAAAUCCAAGUCGACUAAACGCCCAGCGUGUUCCGUUGCCCCCCUCUCGACGACCUCGGAAAGAUGUUCAGUCGUUGAUCUUCAGUCAUCCAGCACAGAGUUUGAAAGGAGGUUUCGGCCCUAUAAAAAUACCAGUCAUCGGGACUGAAUGGCGCGCCUCCGCAAGCGAGUGCACGACGUCCAAGUCUUCCAAACACCAAGACAAUCAUAUGGGGAGAGAAAACGGAAACGGAAUGGGGAC
This is a messenger RNA of Serpula lacrymans var. lacrymans S7.9, 793 nucleotides long. RefSeq lists its product as uncharacterized. The annotation marks the transcript as partial. The record is from RefSeq and is a predicted model, not a curated record. NCBI's taxonomy places the organism in Eukaryota, Fungi, Basidiomycota, Agaricomycetes, Boletales, Serpulaceae. The transcript has 3 exons.